Gilbertella persicaria is the source of this 1726-nucleotide messenger RNA. Its product is annotated as 2-isopropylmalate synthase. Bases 32 to 1678 code for a protein of 548 amino acids. Lineage: Eukaryota; Fungi; Mucoromycota; Mucoromycetes; Mucorales; Choanephoraceae. Gene Ontology annotation, biological process: L-leucine biosynthetic process. The record is from RefSeq and is a predicted model, not a curated record. The transcript is spliced from 3 exons. Gene Ontology annotation, molecular function: 2-isopropylmalate synthase activity.
UUUUUCUUUCUUCUUUUCUCUAUCUUAUAUUAUGGCAGCUACUGACAAACUUAUUAUUUUUGACACAACUCUUCGUGAUGGUGAACAAUCACCUGGUGUCACUUUAAACACAGAAGAAAAGAUUGAAAUUGCUAAACAGUUAUCUCGCCUUGGUGUAGACGUACUUGAGGCAGGUUUCCCAAUUGCUUCAGUAGGUGAUUUUGAAGCUGUUCAACGUAUUGCGAGAGAAGUCGGUCCUUUGAUGGUCGGCAGAGAAAAGAUUGGACAACCUAUGACUAUUUGUGGUCUUGCUCGUUCCACACCCAAUGAUAUCAAACGCUGUGCUGAAGCCAUUGCUCCUGCUCCUCGUAAGCGCAUUCACGUCUUCCUUGCCACUUCUGAUCUUCACCUUAAAUACAAGCUCAAGAUUGAUCGUGACGAAUGCAUUAAGCGCGCUGUGGCUGCUGUCACACUUGCACGUUCAUUUGUAGACGAAGUCGAGUUUUCUCCUGAAGAUGCUGGUCGUUCCGACCCCGAAUUUUUAUGUCAAGUCCUUGGCAAAGUCAUUGAAGCCGGCGCCACGACACUCAAUAUCCCUGACACAGUAGGUUACAACAUGCCUGAAGAAUACGGCAACCUGAUCAAAUACCUUGUGCAAAACACACCUGGUGCUGAAAAAGCCAUCUUUUCCACUCACUGUCACAACGAUCUUGGUUUGGCUACCGCCAACACAUUGGCUGGUAUUGUCAAUGGUGCUCGUCAAGUGGAAGUAACUAUCAACGGUAUUGGUGAGCGUGCCGGUAAUACCUCUAUGGAAGAAGUGGUCAUGUCCAUCCAUACUCACCCCAAUUUCUUCCCUGUGUACCAUACAAUCAACACCACCAUGAUUUACCGUACCUCACAAAUGGUCUCUACGCUUUCAGGUAUGAUGGUGCAACCCAACAAGGCCAUUGUAGGCCGUAAUGCUUUCCUUCAUGAAUCUGGUAUUCAUCAAGACGGUGUACUCAAGAACCGCCAAACCUACGAAAUCAUUACACCCGAAACAGUCGGUGUGACUGAUAUCAACUUGGUCCUUGGUAAGCACUCUGGUCGUAAUGCUUUCCGUGAACGCUGUAAAGAUCUUGGGUUCCCUGAUAUCUCUGAAGACGAUUUCCAAAAGGCCUUUGAUGACUUUAAAGCUCUCUGUGACAAGAAGAAGAACGUGAACGAUGCUGAUAUUCUUGCUAUCCUCAGUAACCAAAUCAGUGCUACGGGUGCCAGUGCUUUCUAUACACUUGUGUCUACGCAAGUGGUUGCUGGUGAGACUUCCAUGGCCAGCGUCAAACUCAUGGACGUCAAAGCAGAAAAAGAAAUCACAGAUGCUGCUGUGAGCGUCAAUGGUCCAGUGGAUGCUAUUUUUGAAGCUAUUCAACGUUGUGUGGGUCGUCAAUUCCGUUUGACCAAGUUUGAUAUCAGUGCUGUAGGUGAAGGAAGUGAUGCUUUAGGUAAAGCUGAGAUUCAAGUGAUGGUGGACCCUGCUAGUGUGAAGGAAGAACGCUUGACCAAGACUGCUUUUGCUGCUAGUAUGGCUGAUAUUGACAUUAUUACUGCUGCUGCCAAAGCUUACUUAAGUGCUAUCAACAAACAAUUAGUAUGGGAAAGUGAAUUGACGGCUGGUACUGCUCGUAGUACAGGUGAAGAACGCCAAGUCGAUCUUUAAAAAAUCAUUGCUGCAUAUAUCUUUUUGUAAAUAAAAAAAAAAAAAAAA